This is a messenger RNA of Cavenderia fasciculata, 582 nucleotides long. RefSeq lists its product as uncharacterized. The record is from RefSeq and is a predicted model, not a curated record. The transcript is spliced from 3 exons. Bases 1 to 582 code for a protein of 193 amino acids. NCBI's taxonomy places the organism in Eukaryota, Evosea, Eumycetozoa, Acytosteliales, Cavenderiaceae.
AUGAAUAAUAAUGAUGAUGAUGAUGCUACAUGUAGUAUAGUUGGAUUACCAGAUAUAGUAAUACUCAAUAUCAUCAGUUAUAUCGAUAACAAUGUAGAUGUCAUUUGUUUGAUGUUGACUUCGACAAAAAAUACUAUUAAGACUGAUCAUCAUAAUGCAAAUGGUCUACAAUGUGGUGGUCGUCGUCGUCGUCCCCUUCCUACUCUUUUACGGUUGUUUAAAGAUGUACGAACACUUCCAGAUGCUACUCAAUUCCCCAACAAUCAACAAAUGAAGGUAUUCCAAGAGAUCUAUGAAGCAAGUUUAUCACAAUCAUCAAGAAACAAAAAGAAAAAGUUGGUCAUCAAAAGACAGAACCUAUCAAGUAUCAAGAUAGAUGAUCAACAUAUUGAAAAGAUCAAGAUCUCCAAGUGUAGUGGUGUCAUUGAUAAAGACAACUUUCCUCCAAGCGUCGUACAGAUGGAGGUCAAUGUUGUACACAUCGAGAAAUCAACCAAUGAACGUUUUUGGUCAGCUCAAUCUCAGCCAUUUAGACUCGUUGAUCGAUCUAUGCAUGUCUUCAAUGAAUAUCUCAAAAAUUGA